Molecule: messenger RNA, 1062 nt
Organism: Thermothielavioides terrestris NRRL 8126
Lineage: Eukaryota; Fungi; Ascomycota; Sordariomycetes; Sordariales; Chaetomiaceae
Exons: 1
Coding region: 148-909 (253 amino acids)
Biological process (GO): protein deubiquitination
Molecular function (GO): deubiquitinase activity
Source: RefSeq, a predicted model, not a curated record
CACUCAGCUCAUGAACCUCCUCCAUCACCUCUCGUCGCCGCCGUAUUCUGCGCUCCUCCCGACAUCAAUCGCCGUUGGCAACUCUUCCUUCCUUCCUCCUUCUCAGUCUCAACAAUAGCAGUCAACCCUGGUACAACGUCGCUCACCAUGCCGAAGCGAAAGAGCCAAAAGCCAGCGCGAUCGCACCGAUCGACCCUCUCCCUCCAAAAGACCGAGAUCCUCAUCAACGUCUACGACCUCCUGCCUCCGGGCCGGCUGUGCACCGUCCUCUGGCACCUGGGCACCUCGCUGCUGCACUCGGGCGUCGUGAUCAACGGCAAGGAGUACGCCUACGGCGGGCACGACCAGCCGGGCGUGACGGGCGUGUACUGGACGAAGCCGAGGACGGAUCCGCCCGGCGGCCGGUUCCGCUGCGAGUACCUGCACGGCUUCACGCUGGCGACGCAGAGCGAGAUCGACGCGAUCGUGCGCGCCGCGUCCGACGAGUUCCUCGGCCCCGGCUACAACCUGCUGACGCGCAACUGCAACCACUUCACGUCGUACCUGUGCGAGCGCCUAACGGGCAAGCCGGCGCCGGGCUUCCUGAACCGCGCGGCCAGCAUCGGCGUCGCGCUGCCGUGCGUGGUGCCCAGGGAGUGGAUCGAGGUGCCGGACUUUGAGACGGCCGAUGGCACGCUCCUAGAUGACGAGGAUGAUGGGCCGCAGCAUCACGGCGAGCGGGCUAGGAUGCUGAGGUCCUCAGACGAGCAGCCGCGGUUGGUCGGGCGGGAGGGGCAGGAUGCGGCAGAGGAGUGGAAUAGCGAGGACGAGCGCCGGCGGGGCGGCAGCGGCAAGGGGAAGGGCAAGGCGCCGGUCAGGGAUACGUCAGGGAGGGCCCUUCCCCCUGCAGAAACAGCGCCGAUAACUUGACGCUGGCGCUGGCGCUGGCGCACUGCUGUUCUCUGCUUCCUGACCGCUUUUCUCAGCAUUUUGCUUUCGGCGUUUCGAUGGGGUUUUGCUCUUCUUUCUCCACGUGAUACCACAGUUGGCUCGGCUGGUUGGGGAAGUACUUACUCGGAUCGG